CUCUAUUGAAGUGUUUGCAAAUAAAAUUUAUUUUGUAAAAGAUGAUAUCCAAAAUCACGAUAAUAGCGUGCAUCAUCUACGCUAUUGGUAUUGAACUUCUUCUGAAGAACAUGAGUUUUGUCAGUGGUAUUAGAGAUAGCUGCCUUGGAAGCCUCUUGACAAUCAAGUUUGAAUAUGUUAUUCUUUACAAGUUUAUGGAGUCUAGAUAUAGAGAUCCGAAAAGAUCAAUCCAGCAAACAAUAAUUGGAGAUUUCUUCAGGGUUUACUAUCCUGAUAUUUGCUUUGCUUUACUAUUCAGCACAGCUAAUAUUUCUAAAGCUUUCCAGACAUUGCCUUCGUUCUUUAUGAUAUUAUCUGUUCUUCAUUCGCUCAAUGAUGAUGUGUUAUUUAGAGCUUAUAGUAAAAACAAGUACUCCAAAUCCAUUUACUCUUUCAUCUAUGGAUUCUUAAAAGUGAUUUCCUUCUUUGCAGUUUUCAAGAGCAUGGCAGGUCAAAAUUAUAUUAUAGUGAUCUUUCACAUCCUCAAUACUCAAGCUCUGUGCACCCCUCUUGUUGAUAUUGUGGAAGACUAUGUCUUGGUUAAGACACAAAAAUGAAAUAAAGAAAUCAACUUCAAUGGAGCUUUGAACGCUCUCAACACUUAUAUAGCUAUGAUCUUAGUUGUUCUAGUUGGAGGAAGCUUAAAAUCCGCAGGGUUUAAUAACUUCAACCACAACCCUCUAUUCAACAUCGACCAUAUUAUUAAAGCAGGAUGACUCUUUAUUAUGAUUUUCAACUACUGUGACGGAGUUCAGACCAAAUUUGGCCAUGAUGGUGUGCUUAGAGGUUUUAAGAACUACUUCCCAAAUAUGACAAAGUAUAGCUACAAGUGUAAGACUGAGUAAUCUUAAUUACUGCUUCUAAAGAUUCUCUCGAUUGUAUUCUGAC
Moneuplotes crassus is the source of this 927-nucleotide messenger RNA. NCBI's taxonomy places the organism in Eukaryota, Ciliophora, Spirotrichea, Euplotida, Euplotidae. The record is from the annotation of a GenBank genome assembly.